GAAAAAUGAUCUCUGCUGUUGAAAAGCCUCAAAUAGUGCAAUGCCUUGGACAAGUUGCAGAAACAUUCCACUGCCACACAGACUCCUCUGUUCUGAUCAGCUUCAAUGCUGUGAGAACAAGGAGGAUUCAAGAAGAGGAUCACAAAACAACAGAUUUCCUCAAAAGACAUGGAGGCUGUGGGACAGAUGCCCUGGGGGAGAUUUGUCACCACCUACAGUAGUGACUAUAACCCGCUUCGUUCACACCAUCUACAGGUGAACCAGCAGAGGCCUAUAGCAGAUGUCAGAACUUCCCCUCCUACUUUCCUCCCACCUCAGACUGGUAGUGAAAUCUGUCCAACAUUUUACACAACAACUAACAGCGUCUAUGGCUCGUUCUCCCAUUUACAGUCUCCCUCAUAUUCCCUCUCCCCUGUAUCCUUUCCCCAAUUUGGCCUUCUUGCUCCUCCUACAUCUGAGGCAUCUGCGGCUUUGACAGGAGCCAGGAUCCAGGAACCUGGAGUUGCCGGAGAAAAUUGUUCUGUUCUUGGUGAAGUGGAGAAAGGUCAGCCAUCAAUAGUGCUAAAGAAUCAAGGGGCAAAAGAUGAUCAGCAGCAGAAGACAGAUGAUCCCUAUGAGGAAGGUGUGAUAGUGUUACCAUCUUUUGUGUGUCCUGCCUGCUGUGAAGAUCGUAUAAGAUCUGUCUGCAGAGAGGCCAGGCUACACCCACUCAUACUUCCUGUGGCCUCUGAACCAAUGGUCAGACUCAUAGAUGCAGAGUAUUGGGAUGCGAGUAUCGACUUGAAGGGCUUAGUAGCCAGUGGACUAAAAAACUGCUCCUACCUCCAGCCUUAUCCCAGGCAAUGCAGCUGCUGUGUUUGCACAAAGCGGUUCCCUUGCAACUAUUCCUUUCAGAUGCAAACUUCCUCUUCUUGCUGCACUCAUCUGGCCUCAAAUGUCAACUGUAGAGAGCGCACCAGGGGGCCACUGACAGAAUACCAAGCCAGCUACACCUGUAAGUGGGCCCAGACUCAGAUCCAGCAGAGUGGCUUUCAUCAUCUCUAUCUGCCUAACCAACAGAGUAUUUUCUAUGUACUCUAAAACCCAGC
Cheilinus undulatus (humphead wrasse) is the source of this 1088-nucleotide messenger RNA. RefSeq lists its product as uncharacterized. The transcript is spliced from 9 exons. Bases 169 to 1080 code for a protein of 303 amino acids. The record is from RefSeq and is a predicted model, not a curated record. Lineage: Eukaryota; Metazoa; Chordata; Actinopteri; Labriformes; Labridae.